This is a messenger RNA of Planococcus citri (citrus mealybug), 4528 nucleotides long. RefSeq names its product sodium/potassium-transporting ATPase subunit alpha (gene Atpalpha). Gene Ontology annotation, cellular component: plasma membrane. Gene Ontology annotation, molecular function: ATP hydrolysis activity; P-type sodium:potassium-exchanging transporter activity; ATP binding. NCBI's taxonomy places the organism in Eukaryota, Metazoa, Arthropoda, Insecta, Hemiptera, Pseudococcidae. Gene Ontology annotation, biological process: sodium ion export across plasma membrane; proton transmembrane transport; intracellular sodium ion homeostasis. The coding region runs from base 282 to 3407 and encodes 1041 amino acids. The transcript has 19 exons. The record is from RefSeq and is a predicted model, not a curated record.
UCGCGUUUAAUUUAAAAAUUGACUAAAUUAUCGAAGAACUGGCAGUGUUCGAAUGACUCAUAAUAAUUAAUCAGUACUAGAUUACCCAACAUUAUCAAUCAAGCGAAGUCAAGCAAACCGUCAUUUUAGCAUUGUUUACAUUUUUGAAUAUGCAUGGGCGGGGAACUACCUGGAACAUAAAUAUUUGUAGAUAAUUGUGACGGUGUUUGAUUGAAUUUUCUGAAUUGUGGAAACGAAAAUUUCGAGUAACACAUUAAUUUGUGUUACAGUUGGAGGAGAAAAUGUCAUCUUCUGAUUUGCAUGGCAGAUCAGAUUCGUAUCGAGUAGCCACUAUCCCUUUCACACCCGAUGAUAAUAAAACAGCCGAUGGCAAAAUAAAGUCGAGGCGGAAAAAUGCUGUCACCAAGAAGCAAAAGAAAGUUGACAAUUUAGAUGAUCUGAAACAAGAAUUAGAUAUCGAUUAUCAUAAAAUAUCCGUAGAAGAAUUAUAUCAAAGAUUUGGCACACAUCCAGACACAGGUUUAACGCAUGCCAAAGCUAAAGAAAUCCUAGAACGAGAUGGACCGAACGCCCUAACGCCUCCGAAAACAACCCCAGAAUGGGUGAAAUUUUGCAAACAAUUAUUCGGAGGUUUCGCUUUACUGUUAUGGAUCGGAGCUGCGCUGUGUUUCAUCGCAUAUUCCAUUCUGGUGACUACUGUGGAAGAUCCGGCAGAUGAUAAUUUAUACUUGGGUAUUGUAUUGACUGGCGUCGUAAUCGUUACUGGUAUAUUUUCAUAUUAUCAAGAAGCCAAGUCGUCGGCUAUCAUGGACUCAUUUAAAAAUUUAGUUCCUCAAUUCGCCCUUGUUAUAAGACAAGGUGAAAAAUUAACUUUGAGAGCUGAAGAUAUCGUUGUAGGCGAUGUCGUUGAGGUGAAGUUCGGUGAUCGAAUUCCGGCCGAUGUUCGUAUCAUCGAAUGUCGAGGCUUCAAAGUAGAUAACUCAUCACUGACCGGAGAAUCUGAACCGCAAAGUAGAUCUGUAGAUUUCACGCACGAAAAUCCAUUGGAAACGAAGAAUCUCGCGUUUUUCUCGACGAACGCUGUUGAAGGUACUGCGAAAGGAGUUGUAAUCAGUUGCGGAGAUAACACGGUGAUGGGUCGUAUUGCCGGAUUAGCCUCUGGUUUGGAUACCGGAGAAACACCAAUUGCCAAAGAAAUCCACCAUUUCAUUCACAUCAUUACCGGCGUAGCUGUAUUCCUCGGAGUUUCAUUCUUCAUCAUUGCCUUUAUCCUCGGAUAUAACUGGUUGGAUGCUGUAAUCUUUUUGAUUGGUAUCAUUGUCGCUAACGUACCCGAAGGUUUAUUGGCUACUGUAACUGUAUGUUUGACGUUGACUGCUAAACGUAUGGCCUCCAAGAAUUGCUUGGUGAAAAAUCUAGAAGCCGUGGAAACGUUAGGAUCGACAUCGACCAUUUGCUCGGAUAAGACAGGAACGCUAACGCAGAACAGAAUGACUGUUGCUCAUAUGUGGUUCGACAAUCAAAUUAUUGAAGCUGAUACUACCGAAGAUCAAUCUGGCGUACAAUACGAUCGCACCAGUCCUGGCUUCAAAGCUUUAUCUAGGAUCGCUACGUUAUGUAAUCGAGCUGAAUUCAAAGGCGCUCAAGAAGGAGUUCCUAUUUUGAAAAAGGAAGUAAACGGUGACGCUUCUGAAGCUGCUUUAUUGAAAUGUAUGGAACUGGCUUUGGGAGAUGUUAUGUCGAUUCGAAGACGUAAUCGUAAAGUUUGCGAAAUUCCAUUCAACUCCACGAAUAAAUAUCAAGUAUCGAUACACGAAACCGAAGACCAAAACGAUCCUCGUUAUUUGAUGGUGAUGAAAGGUGCUCCCGAAAGAAUAUUGGAACGUUGCUCCACCAUCUUCAUCGGCGGUAAAGAAAAAGUACUAGACGAAGAAUUAAAGGAAGCUUUCAAUAACGCCUAUCUUGAAUUGGGAGGUCUCGGUGAACGUGUGCUCGGUUUCUGCGAUCUCUUAUUGCCAUCCGAUAAAUUCCCAUUGGGUUUCAAAUUCGACGCUGAUGAUCCAAACUUCCCCUUGUCUGGUAUGCGAUUCGUUGGUCUUAUGUCGAUGAUUGAUCCUCCUCGAGCUGCCGUACCCGAUGCUGUGGCUAAAUGCCGAUCUGCUGGUAUCAAAGUUAUCAUGGUCACUGGUGAUCAUCCUAUCACUGCGAAAGCCAUCGCUAAAUCGGUCGGAAUCAUUUCCGAAGGAAACGAAACCGUCGAAGAUAUUGCCCAACGCUUAAACAUUCCAGUUUCUGAAGUAAAUCCUCGCGAUGCUAAAGCUGCCGUUGUUCAUGGAACUGAAUUGCGUGACUUGUCUCCCGAAUUAUUGGACGAAAUUUUAAGAUACCACACUGAAAUUGUAUUCGCUCGUACCUCGCCUCAACAGAAACUAAUCAUCGUCGAAGGUUGCCAACGUAUGGGAGCUAUCGUAGCUGUAACCGGAGAUGGUGUCAACGAUUCUCCUGCUUUGAAAAAGGCUGAUAUCGGUGUUGCUAUGGGUAUCGCUGGUUCUGAUGUAUCGAAACAAGCCGCCGACAUGAUCCUGUUGGACGAUAAUUUCGCUUCGAUUGUAACCGGUGUCGAAGAAGGUCGAUUGAUUUUCGACAACUUGAAAAAAUCCAUCGCUUAUACCCUAACGUCCAAUAUUCCCGAAAUUUCUCCUUUCCUCGCUUUCAUCUUACUCGAUAUUCCUUUACCGCUUGGAACCGUUACGAUCCUUUGCAUUGACUUGGGAACUGACAUGAUGCCCGCCAUAUCUUUGGCUUACGAGGCACCAGAAUCAGACAUUAUGAAAAGACAACCUCGUGAUCCACGUAAGGAUAAUCUUGUCAACCACAGAUUGAUUUCGAUGGCAUAUGGUCAGAUUGGUUUUAUUCAAGCUGCAGCUGGUUUCUUCGUGUAUUUCGUUAUAAUGGCGGAAAAUGGUUUCCUUCCUGGAAAAUUGUUCGGUAUUCGUAAACAGUGGGAUUCAAAAGCUAUCAACGAUUUGUCUGACUCAUAUGGUCAAGAAUGGACGUACCGAGACAGAAAAGCUUUGGAGUACACGUGCCAUACUGCCUUCUUCGUAUCAAUCGUCGUUGUACAAUGGUCUGAUUUGAUUAUUUGUAAGACCCGCAGAAAUUCGAUUUUCCAUCAAGGAAUGAGGAACUGGGCGUUGAAUUUCGGUUUAGUAUUUGAAACUGCAUUAGCUUGCAUUUUAUCGUACACUCCUGGUAUGGAUAAAGGUCUACGAAUGUAUCCUUUGAAAUUCGAAUGGUGGAUCCCACCUAUCCCAUUCAUGAUUGCCAUCUUCAUUUACGAUGAAGUGAGAAGGUUCUACCUGAGACGAAACCCUGGCGGUUGGUUAGAACAAGAGACAUAUUAUUAAACAAGAACAAUACAAAAAUUAGUCAUGAAUUUAUUAAAGAAGUCGUCAUUUUUAUCGCAUAUUGUUGCUUGCCUCAAAUAUGCAUUUGUCGCUGUUUAUACUUUCGUUCCAUUUAUUUACUAAACAAGAAAAAAAAACAAAUUAAUCAAAAAAUCAACGUUAUUAUUUCUCUCUACUUUUUUGUGUAAAGAUCUCUGUGAAAGAAAAAAAAUCGUAUCAACACUCAUUUUUCAACUGCCUUAAGGGCUCGAUAUCGCGAAAUUUGAUAUGUCAUUGUUGCAAUAUACCCAGUAUUAGCUGUAAUAUUAAUAAUGAGUAUUACAUCCAUUGUUAGUAGUUAGGGAUUUUACUUUUUUUCAUUUUUUUGUAGCUUAUGUUUUUUUUUGUUUUACUUUUUGUUUGUAUUGUGUAAAUGUUCAAAAUGUUACGAGAUUUGUUAGUCAUCGGCUUUGUUUACCUUUUUACAUGUUCUAACUUGCUAAAUGUUUAGCGUUUCCUUUCCAAUUUGUUUUCUUUUAUGUUUUGUUUUGAAAAUAUCUCGUUAAAGCUUAAGUUCAGGUAAAUUUUCCAGCGUUUUUCUCUAUUUUGUAAUACCACGUAUUCAUUAAAUUAAUUAUAAUAUUACGUUCUAGCGAACAAUUUUACGUGUAGAUCUGUGUUAAGUUUUAUCAUUUUGAUUUAGCGUUAAUAAUUGUUCUAUUUUAUUCAUUUUUUUUAACUUUUGAAAAAUCUUGUAAACGUUUUAAAAAUAAGUAACGUAAGUAAGUAUUACUUUCGUAGUUGUAAUAGAAUGUUUUUAUGUGUAAAAUAAAUGACAAAUAAAAUUUUUAAAUGACAAAUGAAAGGAUCGGAUAUCCCAGUGUAGUACGUUGCGUUACGCGAUAUUAUCAUGUUGUAUUAACUAAAAACAGACUAGGUUAGAGAUUAAUUGUUAAAUGUGUUUAAACAAAUUAAUUCGUAUUCAUAAAGAGAAGUCAAGUUAUUUAAAUUAUUCGUAGAACACGUUACAUGUAUGAAAAAUUUGUAUAAGCACAUUAGCGGUUUUACGCCCAAUUCACGCCUGACGGGUAGUAAUUUAUAAUUUAAUUUAUCAUUACGCAAAAUAUAUUUAUAAUAAGAAA